UGUAGUCUCUCAGCUGCCGGGCGUGCAGUGCAGCGAUGCUGGGCGGACUCUGGCAGCUGAGGAAGCGGAAGUGUUGUUGCUCCGGUCCAAUCUGCUUUGGCUGCCACGUUGGUGGAGACGUGGACUUGUGUGACCGGCGCCGGAGCGUAGCCUGGCUCAGCCGCGGCACCGACGCGCACUCACGGACAGGAGCCUGAGUUUAGUGAACAAGAAUGAAGCUUAAAGAAAUCAAUCGGACUGCUAUCCAGGCAUGGAGUCCAGCUCAGCAUCACCCUAUUUACUUGGCUGCAGGCACCUCGGCCCAGCAGCUGGAUGCCACAUUCAGUACCAAUGCUUCCCUGGAGAUCUUUGAGCUGGACCUAGCCGACUCCACCCUGGACAUGAAAUCAUGUGGUACUUUCUCUUCCAAUCACAGGUAUCACAAGCUGAUUUGGGGUGCUCAUGGAAAUGCGUCUGAUGGCCUGUCUUCUGGUGUCCUUGUUGCUGGUGGUGAAAAUGGGAACAUCAUUCUGUACAAUCCGUCCGAAAUUAUUGCAGGAGGCAAGGGGGUUGUGAUUGGCCAGAAUGAUAUUCACAGUGGUCCAGUCAGGGCACUCGAUUUCAAUCCUUUUCAGAAUAACCUUGUUGCCUCAGGAGCCAAUGAGUCUGAGAUCUACAUCUGGGAUUUGAAUAAUUUUGAUACACCGAUGACACCAGGAUCAAAAUCACAGCCACCUGAAGACGUCAGUUGCGUGGCCUGGAACAGGCAAGUACAGCAUAUUCUGGCUUCAGCUAACCCAAGUGGCCGCGCUGUUGUUUGGGACCUGCGGAAGAAUGAACCAAUAUUGAAAGUCAGCGACCACACCAACCGAAUGCACUGCUCGGGCCUGGCCUGGCAUCCUGACAUUGCUACGCAGAUGGCCGUUGCCUCAGAGGAUGACCGAAUGCCUGUGAUUCAGAUGUGGGACCUCAGGUUUGCAACAUCUCCCCUGCGGAUGCUGGAAAGCCACACAAGAGGAAUUUUAGCCAUUGCCUGGAGCCUGGCAGACCCAGAGCUACUUCUGAGUUGUGGCAAGGACAACCGCAUGCUUUGCUGGAACCCUAACACUGCAGAGGUUGUGUACGAGCUGCCUACAGCUACACAGUGGUGCUUUGAUAUUCAAUGGUGCCCCAGGAAUCCCGCUGUCCUCUCCGCUGCUGCUUUUGAUGGCCGCAUCAGCAUCUAUUCCCUCAUGGGUGGAAAUCUAGAUGCACAAAGGCAGAAACAGGUUGACAAUAUUUCCUCCUCCUUUGGGAAUUUGGAUCCAUUCGGUACAGGACAAGCUCUUCCUCCCUUGCAGCUCCCCCAGUCCAUCACUCAGCCUAGUACUGUGCUGCCUCUUAAAAAGCCACCCAAGUGGAUCCGCCGUCCUGUAGGAGCUACAUUUGCUUUUGGUGGAAAGCUGGUGACCUUUCAGAAUCCGAAGCCCCAGCCUCAGCAGCAGGAAGUUCCGUUCCAGGUGUUCGUCAGCCAAGUCGUCACCGAGUCGGAACUCCUGAACCGUUCCAACGAGCUGCAGAAUACCAUACAUUCGGGAAGUUUUGUGGAGUAUUGCCAGUCGAAAAUUAAUGCUGCCCAGACAGACUUUGAAAGAAAUGUUUGGGGGUUCUUAAAGGUGAAUUUUGAGAAAGAUCACCGCAAUAAGUACCUGGAGCUUUUAGGAUACAAGCAAGAAGAACUUGCAGAGAAGAUUGCAACAGCACUGCAAAGUGGGGCAGGCAAGAUCGGGCUUCCAUCAGAUCAGGCUCCCGGGGACUCUGAGCAGACAGCAGAGAGUGCUGAAGACAGUCCUGCUAUAGAAGAUCAGUUCCUAGGGGAGGUGGAAAGUGAACACGAAGGGGAUGAAGAGGGUUUGGAUCUCAAUAUGGCCACAUCUGAGAAGCAAGUUGAGAAAGGAACAAAAUUCAAUAUCUCUAUCAGUGGAGAUGUUGAUGGUUUGAUUACACAGGCUUUGUUAACAGGCAACUUUGAAGGAGCCGUUGAUCUUUGCUUGCAUGAUAAUCGAAUGGCAGAUGCCAUCAUUUUAGCAAUAGCUGGAGGACAGGAACUUCUGGCUAAGACACAAAAAAAAUACUUUGCCAAAACAAAAAGCAAGAUCACCAGGUUGAUAGAUGCUGUGGUGACAAGGGAUUGGAAAGAAAUUCUACAGUCAUGUGAUCUUCAGAACUGGAAAGAAGCUUUGGCUGCCUUGUUGACAUAUGCUGGGCCUGAUGAAUUUGCUACACUUUGCGAUUAUUUGGGCGCACGUUUGGAGAGCGAAGGAGACAACAGCCUUCAAGCUCAAGCUUGCCUGUGCUACAUCUGUGCUGGUAAUGUGGAGAAACUCGUUGCCUGCUGGGAUAGAGCUCAGAAUGGCAACUCUCCUCUUGCUCUUCAGGAUCUCAUUGAGAAAGUAGUGAUUUUGCGUAAAGCCAUCGAACUUGCCCAAGGAGCACACAACGAUGGAGUAGGGACUGUUCUAGCAGAGAAGAUGAGUCAGUAUGCUAGUCUGUUGGCGGCCCAGGGAAGUCUGGCUGCUGCUUUAUCUUAUCUGCCUACUGAUGCAAAUCAGAUGACAAUCCUACAUUUGCGCGACAGACUGUUCCGUGCUCAGGGUGAACAGGUAGCAGGGCAAGAAUCAGCUCCUUUUUCUUAUGGGAAGCAUCAAGCUCCAAGAGGCAGAGCCAGUUCUGGUCAUUCACUCAACCAAGGGCAGCCACAACAUGCAGCACCUACCCAACAGUACUACCCACAGGUUAGACCAGCCCCUACUGUUACAUCAUGGAGUAAUCAAACAUCCACUGCCCUUCCCAGCUUUAUACCAAUCUCUGCAUCUAACACACAGGGUGAAGCUCCACUGCCACCAGGAUUUGCAGUGCCGGCAAUUCCAAAUCCUGUUGGCCAGAUCCAGGCACCAAACUCGACAUCCACUGCAUAUAAUGUCUAUUCCCAAGUUGGAUCCCGUCAGACAUUCCCUCCAACUCAUCAGCCACAGCAGUAUCCUCAUGGAGCUGGGGGUCCAACUUACUAUCAACCUCAUCAACCUACUGCACCUUCAGCCCCAUCUUCCUACCCAUCUGUAUAUUUGCCACCUGUUCCUUCUCACUCUUUGCCUUCAGCUGUGGCUUCUCAGUACCCAGGACAGCCACAGACUUCUCCUACAGCCUCCGGCCCUGCUUCUGCUUUUCCUCCUCUCUCUGGAGCAUCCUAUCAGCAUGGCGGACCUGGAGCUCCAGCGUCCUCUGUGGCCUACCCGCCAUCAACCGGACCACCAGGAGAUAUGUAUUCCCAAGACCAAACUACUUUCUUGGAAGGACCUCAAAAUGGUUGGAAUGACCCUCCAGCUUUGAGUAGGAUGCCAAAGAAAAAGCAAAUGUUCCCAGGCAACUUUACGCCUCCUGCACCCAUCACUGCUCCCAUAAUGAACCCAGUUGCAGACCCUCAGGCCUCGAUCCAGAACCAGCAGGCUCUUCCUCUGCCGCACAAUUCGUUCCAGACUUCCCAGCAACCUCCAAACCAACCAGGGGUUCAGAAUCCGUAUCAAGGAAUGCUGCAGCCAGGAAUGCAACCCACGGUACAGACAAUGGUGCCAAAGCAUAGCACUGAAGAAGCACCUGGUGCUCCAACUGGUGACAUGAUGCUGCCAGUGCAACCAAUAACAACUGAGAAAAUUGCGAAGAAACCCAUUCCAGAAGAGCAUGCCAUUCUGAAGAUCACAUUUGAAGGAUUGAUUCAGCGGUGUAUGACUGCGGCUACUGACCCUCAAACCAAGAGAAAGCUGGAUGAUGCUAACAAGCGACUAGAAUCCCUGUAUGAUAAGCUGCGGGACCAAGUGCUUUCACCAGCCAUAAUUGGUGGUUUACACAACAUAGCAAGGAGCAUUGAAACUCGGAACUACACUGAAGGAUUAAGCAUCCACACACACAUAGUGAGCACCAGUAACUUCAGUGAAAUCUCAGCAUUCAUGCCAGUCCUGAAAGUGGUCCUCACCCAGGCUAAUAAACUAGGUGUUUGAUAUAAAAAUGUAUUUGAAAAGAAAGCUAUAUACUUUAUUAAAAGUAAAUGUUGGCCAAACCUACGUUGGUUUAGGUGGAAAUGAGAAUCUAAGCAAAGACCAUUCGAAUACCCAUGGUUAAAUGUAAAAUGAACACUUGCUUCAUUCCACGUUGCAUUUUACCAUAGCGCCUUAUAUAACAAGGCAAAACAUUCCAAUAUAUAAUCAGAUAAAAUUAAGUCAAAGGAAAGCACCUUGAUCUUUUAAAUCUGUCUAUGUUGCCUGUUUUUUUUUAAAAAAUGAACCAAUGAAAUGACAUGACCUACAUAGGACAAAUGGAAUCCGCACAGUAUUGUUAUAAUCCAACUGCAUGCUUGUCUGAUCAAACUAUAAAAUAAUACAGGUUUAUCCCACUGACUUUGGUGGCAGAGUGUACUUUAAAACGCAAGUCUGUGAUUAGCACAAUACAUUUAUACAGAGUGGAAGAGUAUGCUAUGUGGACUUGAUGAUACUCAGUUAAUGGCCAAGGCUCUGGGAAAAAUUGAAACAGCUACUUGCAGUGCAACCUGUACAAAAACUACAGUGAGCUUGUCCUACUCUGUUGUCAAUUUUAUGAAUUGGAAACGCACCUAAAAUUCAUCUUAUUUUAAAUAAACAUUAAUUUAUUUAAGUGUAUUGCCUUUUAGUAUUCUGUUAAUUCUUCUUAGCAAUUAAGACAGCUGACUAUCAGGAAUGUAUAUUUGGCAGAUAGUAUUAUGAAGUGUCUGUUGAAACUCUGUAUAAUCCUCCUUUGUGUUACUGUCUGGAGCUUUCUGUUGAGUUGGUAAAGCCUAAAACAAAUAGUGCAUUUUAAACAUUGGUUGAAGCUCUUGAACAGUUGAGAAUUUCCACUGUUCCUGACUUCUCACUGGAGCAGUGUUAAUUGUCUUUCUUGUAAAAACAAUGCACAUUCAAUAUACUGGCAAAAUCAAUGGGAGACUAUUAUUCUAAUUGUUGUUGUGUUGCAUCAAACAAAGUCAUCUAUUUUUUCUCUAACUAAAAAUCACUGUUCCCAUGAAACAAAAGUGUAUAUUUCUCCUCUCACCUGCAAUAAAUGGAGCGAAUGAAGAUAAUCACUCUGACGUCACCUAAAUGUUAAUGAAUCCUUAUUCCCUGGCACUUUCUGGCAUGUCACAUUCAUGAAAUCUGAGGUUAUUCCACCCGGCCACUGUUAAUGUAGAUCAGGUUUUGUAAAAAUAUUUUCUAAAUGUUGAUUCCAGUAUCCUGAGAAUAGAUAUAAAUAUAGUAAUGUGUCAACAAAUCCAAAUUUCUGUUAACCUGCAGGAUUGUUUCACUUCAGAAUUCUCUAGCUAUAUCUACUGAAUGUGAUUAUUUCACCAAACAGAGUUCCCUCAACAUAACCUGGUGACUUCAAAAGUUCAGAGAAUGGUAACCUUGAGACCAUAUCAUGUUGUAGCAACCAAAAUUUACUUUGUAGUUAAGAGGAAAAAGUCAUCACUGACCAGAAAUAGAAAUCUUAGGUGGUGUACUUUGUUGUCACAUAUAUCACACAAAGCUGUCUCUUACUCCAACGUAACCAGACAUAGUGUACAUAGUUAAGAUGCCACUUACUGAUGAGAUGAGAGAUUCCACAAAUAUGAUCAGGGUUAUGUAUCAUAGUCAAGCAACAUUUCAACUUUCUUUUAUUAAAACAACAAAUUCUGUUUCUUGCUCCACCAAUGCUGCAUGGUCUGCCGAGUACUUCCAACACUUUCUAUUUUU
Messenger RNA from Pristis pectinata (smalltooth sawfish), 5753 nucleotides. RefSeq names its product SEC31 homolog A, COPII coat complex component (gene sec31a). Gene Ontology annotation, cellular component: COPII vesicle coat; endoplasmic reticulum exit site. Gene Ontology annotation, molecular function: structural molecule activity; protein binding. The record is from RefSeq and is a predicted model, not a curated record. Gene Ontology annotation, biological process: endoplasmic reticulum organization; endoplasmic reticulum to Golgi vesicle-mediated transport; COPII-coated vesicle cargo loading. Lineage: Eukaryota; Metazoa; Chordata; Chondrichthyes; Rhinopristiformes; Pristidae.